Molecule: messenger RNA, 1306 nt
Organism: Tribolium castaneum (red flour beetle)
Lineage: Eukaryota; Metazoa; Arthropoda; Insecta; Coleoptera; Tenebrionidae
Exons: 1
Coding region: 1-1242 (413 amino acids)
Biological process (GO): peptidyl-lysine trimethylation; peptidyl-lysine monomethylation
Molecular function (GO): protein binding; protein-lysine N-methyltransferase activity
Source: RefSeq, a predicted model, not a curated record
AUGGGCCGUACUGGGCGCAAACGCGGCAAACACCACCGUCCUCAACCGUUGGAUCACGAAGAAAACGCAAUUAACUUGAGAAAAUUCAUGGCACGCAACGGUUUUAACGACCCAAUUAACUUAAAACUGCGCAAUUUUCCCGACACCGGUCGAGGGGUAGCAACCCCCAGGAAUCUCAAAGAAAGCGAUGUUUUAAUCACAGUGCCGUACGAAUUAAUGAUAAGCUACACCACCCUCCAAAAAUCGAAUUUCUUGCAUUUGUUCACCCCCGAAAGUCGACUAUCAAUCGUCGACUUAUUGACCGCAUUUCUAGUGAUCGAAAGGGACAAAGAAAAUUCGUUUUGGAGGGACUACAUAAAAUCCUUGCCCCCGCAACCACCUUGGAUUCCCGCACUUUUGUCACAGGAUCGUGUUGAAUUACUUCCGGCUGAUUUAAGAUUAGCCGCGAAGAAGUCACGAAGACUCCUCGAGGAAAGCUGGUCGAGGCUAAGAAAAUCAAUAAGGAGGGAGGCAAGUUGCGUGAUUGACUUGCAUUCGUUUAUUUGGGGGUACGUUUUGGUCAAUACUAGGGCUGUUUACGUCAAUCCUCGAAUUGUUCGCGAAUUAUGCGAUUGCGGGAGCGAUAUUCUAUCAGAUGAGCCUUGCAUGGCCUUGUGCCCCUUUCUGGAUAUGUUUAAUCACAGCCAUGAGGCGAAGACCGAAGCCACGUUGAUGAAUGACCAAGGGAAGUUUGUCUACCAGUUAACUACUUUAGUCGGGACGAGGAAACACGAACAAGUCUUUAUUUCUUACGGGGACCACGAUAACGUCAAGCUUUUGAUAGAGUACGGGUUUUUUAUUCCCGGGAACUCGAACGAUUCCAUACCGAUUCAAAGUGAGGAAGUUUUCAGGGUUUUGGAACCGAAUUUGAACGAUUUUCAGUAUAAGUUUAUCCGUAGUCAUAACUUAGACAAGUGUUUGUACCUGACCGAAGCAGGGGCAUCAUUUAAUUUGAAAGCAUUUCUCUUCGUUGCUUUUGGUACUAUUGGCACGAAAAAUUUAACUUCGGUUAUUUAUAAUGACGAUUACCCCGAAGAAUUUACAUGUGAUUUGGUCCAGUUGUGCCUGAAAUUGCUACGGUUCCAGUUAAGGCAAGUCGAGACAAUUUUGCAAAAUUCGGACUUGGACCCUCAUAUUGUUGAUUUUUUGGGGUAUCGAAAAUCGCUGAUAGAAAAACUCUGUGAUAUAGUAAAUAAACAAUAGAUUUAUUGAUUUCCAACAUGUACAAUAAUAUUUAUACAAUAAAAAUAAAACAAUAAGUGUAUAA